Molecule: messenger RNA, 2675 nt
Organism: Musa acuminata AAA Group (dessert banana)
Lineage: Eukaryota; Viridiplantae; Streptophyta; Magnoliopsida; Zingiberales; Musaceae
Product: amino acid transporter AVT1C-like
Exons: 11
Coding region: 144-1763 (539 amino acids)
Biological process (GO): amino acid transmembrane transport
Cellular component (GO): membrane
Molecular function (GO): amino acid transmembrane transporter activity
Source: RefSeq, a predicted model, not a curated record
CUCUCUCUCCCCCGCCCUUUAAUUCCGUUUCAGACACCCUUCCCUGGAGGAAGAUUCCACCAUCUGCCUGGAGAAGCAUACAGAUUCGAGCUUUGAGGAGUUUGGGAACGGAGAGAGAGAGAGAGAGAGAGAGGAGGGAGCCGAUGAAGACGGACGAAGAGAUGGGGCCCGACAGGGGCGUGGUGUUCGAGACGGACGACGAGGACAACCUCGCCCACCAGCACGGUGGAUCCGACUGCUCCCCAUCGUCUUCCUCGCCCUCCUCGGCGUCCUCUUACGGCGAUCACAUUGGGGGAGAUCCCAGUUCUUAUCAGACCACCUGGCCUCAGAGCUACAGGCCAUCGAUCGACGUAUUUAGCAGCGUGCCAUCUCCGAGAGUUGGGUUCUUGGCAGGAUCCAGUUUGGUCCGCGUGGGCAGCUCAUUCCUGAGGGCUUCGAUGGUUUCCACCCACGAAGACGAGCUAUCCUUUACCAAACCCUUCGUGUCCUAUGAUUCGGUGACAGACCACGAUGGACCUGAGGCAAUUCCUCCUCCCGAUGUUCCAAUGAAAAGCUCCUUUGCUUUUGCUUCUUACUGUGAAUUGCCUCCACCACAUCAAUGCUCUGCUGCUCAAGCAGUGGUCAAUGGAAUUAAUGUUCUGUGUGGAGUGGGACUGCUAUCGACACCGUAUGCAGUCAAAGAAGGCGGAUGGCUGGGCAUGCUUUUGCUGUUUUGUCUGGCUUCCAUCUCAUUCUACACUGGUAUUUUGCUAAAGAGAUGUUUGGAUAGCUUUCCCGGACUUAAGACUUAUCCUGAUAUUGGACAUGCGGCAUUCGGCCUGUCUGGCCGCAUAUUUAUAUCAAUAGUACUCUACCUGGAACUUUAUGGGUGUUGUGUGGAGUACAUAAUUCUAGUGAGUGAUAGCUUGACAUUCAUAUUCCCAGAUGCCAGCAUAAGUUUCUUGGGACUUGAUUUAAGCCCUCACCAGCUCUUUGCUCUGACAACAGCCAUCGCAGUUCUUCCGACUGUCUGGCUGAAGAACCUGAGUGUGCUAUCUUACCUUUCAGCUGCUGGGGUGGUUGCGACGAUAUUGGUCAUAAUCUGCUUGCUCUGGGGGGGUGUGGUAGAUCAAAUAGGAUUCCAUCCUGGUGGAAGGGCACUAAAUCUGGUGGAUCUUCCGGUUGCUCUUGGAUUAUAUGGUUUUGGCUACUCUGGCCAUUCGGUUUUCCCAAAUAUAUAUUCUUCCAUGAAGAGACCAUCUCAAUUUCCGACUGUCCUCAUAAUCUGCUUCGUGUUGUGCACGAUUAUGUAUUCUGCGGUAGCUGUGGCAGGGUAUCUGAUGUUUGGUGAUUCUCUUAAGUCUCAGUUUACACUAAACAUGCCUCGCCAAUAUUUGGCUUCAAAGGUUGCAGUAUGGACUACGGUUAUAAAUCCACUCUCAAAAUAUGCAUUGACUAUGACUCCAGUCGCGCUGAGUCUGGAAGAGCUGCUGCCUUCAACUAGUCAAUCCAAUAUAGUCAUGCUCUCGCUCAGAACAUUUCUGGUUCUCUCCACAUUGGUUGUGGCACUUACGCUGCCAUUCUUUGGAUAUGUGAUGGCACUGCUUGGAUCUGUUUUCACAAUGCUAGUGGCUCUCAUUUUACCCUGUUCGUGCUACCUCAGCAUCAAGCGCAGAUCUGUGGAUUUUAUACAGGCUUCAGUAUGUGUUCUAAUUAUCGUGAUCGGACUAGUAAGCUCCUUCAUCGGCUCGAUUUCCUCGAUCAAGCAAAUGGUCAAUCAGUAAAAGCAUCAGCUUCUUUGCAAGUGCCAAUCUGAUUCUGAAGUAUGCUACAGUAAGUCCAAAGAAAUAGUUCCAUGGCUCUCUGCCAUCAGCUUAGUACUUGUGAAGGAUGAACCAGUGCAGAUCAAGUGACAAAGGUCCCUUGGAAGGUCUCUGAUCAGAUGGACAUAGAUGUUACAUCUUAAAAGAUGUUUUGGUGUGUAAUCUAAUUCACUUGUCCCUUUUCUGGGCAUGUUAUCAUCAGAUUGACUGAAGAUGCUGAUGGUUUGUUUUAUUAGCUGAAAAAGGAAGGAGAUAAUUCUCACUUAUCUUCUUGAUUUCUUCUUUCAUUUUUAGUCUAUGUUCUUCUGAUCUAUGUUGAUUCUAGUUCAUGUCAUCAGGUGAUGGUUUGUUCCAUUAGCUGCAAAUGGAAGAACAUCACUCUCACUUUGUCUCUGUAUGAUUCUUCUUUCAUUUUAGUCUCUGCUUCUAAUUCAACCAUUUACCACAUCAACCAAAUUACUCGAACUAAAAAGCUGAUAUCGGAGAUCAGAUCAAAUAUAUAUAUAUCUAUACACGAAACCUAAUUUUGUCCUUCGACUUCACCAUCUCUCUUGUUGGAUAAAGCUGAAAGAUCUUUGCCAACAAGAAGAAGAAGAAGAAGAAGACAGUAGCAGAAGAAGGACGGGUCUCGUCAGGAGUAGUCUCUCCAGCAAAUGAGCAAGACGACACAGCGGCGCAUGAUGUAGAACCUUGCCCUCUGCUCUUUAACCAGACUCGCGCAGCGCCUGGAGAAGGACUGCGUCAUGCUUCUCCUUCCCCUGUCCCCCUUCUUCGACAGCUUCCACUUCUCAUCCAUGUACACCUCCAUCCUCAAUUCUGGAUCUGACAACAGCUGCCCUGACUGGCUUAGCGGAAUGCGGACAGAGAGAGAGA